AUGAAGCGAGACAACAUGGCCGCCGCCACGUGCACCUGGCCUGCAAGGAAUGCGGAGCUUGAAGCAAAACUGGACGAGCUGUUCGCCAAGUUCUGGACGGAGCUGGCGUCCAGGGAGCAACAGGCAGGCACAAACAUACCUGCAAAGCAGCUGACACUCACCCGCACAGAGCCGGCGCCACCGCGAGCUCCAGCGACACGCAAGGUGAGCCACAGCCAGCAGACACGUGGAGCCUACGGGCCGAAGCGACAGCAACUGCCAACAGCAGUGGCAAACCACAAAACCCACCCGGCGAACUCUACUCAGCAUCCAAAGCACCCACAAACGACGCUGAGGAGACAGCACACCACCAGAGACAGGAAUGGGGGGCGGCUGAAGCUAUCUGCACAGGCCGCGCCAAAACCCAUACGCCAACUAGGAGCAGAGGCAAGGGCCUUUCCGGGCACACUCCUGUGCAAACCCCAGGCCAUCUGCCCGACGCACCUCACAGCACGGGGAGACCACGCUGUUACCAGGCCCGUGCACACUUCUUCCCAGGCCGUGCACACUUCUUCACCUGGAGGUAACCCUCCCACGCCACCCAUACACCCGAGGGGACAGCCGAGCUCCGGCGGAUCCUUGGGCCCACAACCCUGUUGA
Molecule: messenger RNA, 639 nt
Organism: Pelobates cultripes (western spadefoot toad)
Lineage: Eukaryota; Metazoa; Chordata; Amphibia; Anura; Pelobatidae
Source: the annotation of a GenBank genome assembly